AUGUUUGGUACAAACCUCAACGAAGCCCCCAUCUUCCUCGCCGUCAUAGGCUCCAACGACGCCACCGCUGCCUUCAAUAGCAUCGUAGAACAAGUAAACACGUCAUCUACUGAUGCCCCCGACGCACACACCGCUGUAACAGACACCUACGCCGAACAAGGCAUCACUGUAUUCGACAAGUUACUAGAUCGAGUCCUGACCGAUGCGGUUUAUACGUGCACUACCGCCCGCCUGUCGAAUUUCCUCGACAGAAACUCGUACACCACGUAUCGCUAUAUGUACAGUGGUGUGUUUCCCUCUGCUAGCAUCUUCAAAGAUGCAGGUGCGUAUCAUACUAGUGAGGUUCCGCAGGUAUUCGGGACGUGGGAGCGCUCAAACCGAUCCGGAAAUGCGACGGAGCAGCAGAUCAAGUUGAGCAGCUUCAUGCAGAAGACGUGGGCGAAUUUCGCGAAAGAUUCAGAGAAGGGGGUGGGGUGGGCAAAGGCGGGGAGUACGUUGCUAGGCAGGGAAUUGGGGGUGUUGGGCGAAGGGGAUAGUGCGGGUGUGACGGUGAAGAGGAAGGCGAUGGUGGACUAUGCUUGCGCAUUGUAUGAUACGAUUACAUAUUUUUUCGGGUUUGACGUGGUAAGGGGGUGUGCUGGAGUUAUUGGGCUGGGAAUAGGGACUGAGAGACGUUAUUCGGCAUCACUGUGA
This is a messenger RNA of Bipolaris maydis ATCC 48331, 693 nucleotides long. RefSeq lists its product as uncharacterized. The record is from RefSeq and is a predicted model, not a curated record. NCBI's taxonomy places the organism in Eukaryota, Fungi, Ascomycota, Dothideomycetes, Pleosporales, Pleosporaceae.